UCGUGAAUCACAUUUAAACUUUUCGGAAUAAAGAAGUUUGAUUUGUUUAUUCAAAAAUGAUAAAAUGCCUAAUGCCGGAAUUAGAGGCAGUUUACAAUGACUAUCUAGCACUUAUUAAACCUGGUAAAACAACCAUGGAAGAGAAAUGGCUUCUCGGAUUUGUGGGUGACAAUAAGACAAAUUUGAAUGCUAUAGACAGUUACAAAAGUGAAAAGAAUUUUACAUCGGAAUUUAAAAGUAAAAUAUGCGUACCUCUAUUUGUAGAAUAUCUGAAAAUAGUAAACAAAAUACAAAACGAUGCUAACCACACAGAAAAGGACGUAGUUACCUUCGCCAAAGAAUGUCUUGAAAACGUAAAAAAAAUUCAAGAAGAUUUGCGGCACCACGACUAAAACAAUAAAAUUAAAAUAAAUAACUAUACAUAAGUAUAAACUAUUCCGGUUAUAAUAAAUAUCUUGUCAAGUC
This is a messenger RNA of Adelges cooleyi (spruce gall adelgid), 465 nucleotides long. RefSeq lists its product as uncharacterized. The transcript has 3 exons. The coding region runs from base 57 to 392 and encodes 111 amino acids. The record is from RefSeq and is a predicted model, not a curated record. NCBI's taxonomy places the organism in Eukaryota, Metazoa, Arthropoda, Insecta, Hemiptera, Adelgidae.